Messenger RNA from Penicillium brevicompactum, 1101 nucleotides. RefSeq names its product threonine/serine dehydratase. Bases 1 to 1101 code for a protein of 366 amino acids. Gene Ontology annotation, molecular function: L-serine ammonia-lyase activity; ATP binding; serine racemase activity. The transcript has 2 exons. Gene Ontology annotation, biological process: pyruvate biosynthetic process; L-serine metabolic process; D-serine biosynthetic process. The record is from RefSeq and is a predicted model, not a curated record. NCBI's taxonomy places the organism in Eukaryota, Fungi, Ascomycota, Eurotiomycetes, Eurotiales, Aspergillaceae.
AUGACUUCUCCCGCUGCUGCUGCCCAAUCACUCACGCCAGCCGCUGUGCAAGCGGCCUAUGGCCUCAUUCAACCUUAUGUGCACCGCACACCACUACUGACAUGCAAAACCCUUGAUACUAUCGCCUCAACGCCGCAAACCCCGGAGGCGCUCGUCGGAACGCCAUUUGAAGGCCAGACCCCCGCAAACCCGCGCAUCAGAUUCUUCUUCAAGUGCGAGAACUACCAGCGUAUCGGCGCCUUCAAGGCACGGGGUGCAUUCCAUGCUCUCCUGCGACUGUUGGAAGAACGCGGGGAAGAAGUGAAACAGCGUGGGGUCAUUACCCAUAGCUCCGGAAACCAUGCACAAGCCCUUGCUCUCGCUGCCGCGACUCUGGGCGUCCCCGCCUACAUCGUGAUGCCUCGUAUCAGCACCCCAUCCAAAAUCGCGGGUACUCAGUCUCAUGGUGCCCAGGUCGUCUUUAGUGGGUCGACCAGUGUAGAGCGCGAAGCAGUGGUAGCAGAAAUACAAGCAAAGACAAACGCUAUUCUGGUGCCGCCAUAUGAUGAUUUCAAUAUCAUCUGCGGUCAGGGAACCACAGCUCUGGAGCUGGAGGCCCAGCAUGCUGAAGCCAGAUCCCAAGCGCUAGAUGCUGUCAUUACUCCAAUUGGUGGAGGUGGACUCAAUUCUGGUGUAGCGACGUGGUUUUCUGAUAAGAAGACUCGUGUCUUUGGCGCAGAGCCUAGUUUCGAGGGCGCGGAUGACUGUCGACGCGGGCUGCAGGCUAAGAAGCGUGUGGAGGCGGUUGGCACUCUGACCAUUGCUGAUGGGCUUCGUACUCCAGUAGGAUUGAUCAAUUGGGAGGUGAUUUCCAAUGAGAAGCGAGUCGAAGGCGUGUUUGCUGUUACCGAGGAACAGAUCAAGUCGGCCAUGCGGUUGGUACUGGAGCGCAUGAAGGUUGUUGUUGAGCCCAGUGCUGUUGUUGGCUUGGCUGUUUGUUUGUUUGAUGAAGAUUUCAGACGCCGCGUCGAACAAGAGGGCGGCGAAGAUGGUUGGGACAUUGGGGUUGUGUUCAGCGGUGGUAACACAACCGUCGAGGCCAUCGCCAAGCUGUUUAAAUAG